Molecule: messenger RNA, 2140 nt
Organism: Stegostoma tigrinum
Lineage: Eukaryota; Metazoa; Chordata; Chondrichthyes; Orectolobiformes; Stegostomatidae
Gene: samd13
Product: sterile alpha motif domain containing 13
Exons: 10
Coding region: 472-2055 (527 amino acids)
Molecular function (GO): protein binding
Source: RefSeq, a predicted model, not a curated record
CCAAGUGCGUGUGUUUUCCCCGAACAUCUGGACUGUGGGACCGGCCAAAAUCCUUAGGAGCUUCGAGCUUGGGAGGGAGGAUGGGGUGUGAACAGGGUGGAAAGCCCCCUCCCGGAACUUGAGGAGGUGGAAAGAGUUAAAUGUGAGGGGAGGCGAAGGGUAACUCACUCGAAGAGGUUUCUGUUGAAUUAAAAGCAGCGGUUCCUGCCGUCACACGCACAGACAGAGAGAGAGAGAAGGCGAACCAAAUCCGUAACCUCUCUACACCACCUCCCCAACAACAGACAAAAAUCCAGCAGCCAGGAGCAUCGCAACCUGCAAACUAGGAGGAGGAAGGAGAGAGAGAGAGAGAUUCCCGAUCACAGCAGAGAAAUUUUAAAAAGAGAGAGAAAAAAAAUCUCCCAACACAAUGAAAAAUAAUUAAAGUGUCGGAAGAGAAACCGGACUUUUAGCAAGAGGAGUGUGUGAGCGAUGGAGAUGCAGUACAAAGAGUGGAUCUUGGAGACUAUUGACUCUUUACGGACCCGCAAGGCUCGGCCUGAUGUGGAGCGCAUCUGCCGGAUGAUCGAGCGCAAACACGGGCUGUCCCCGGCCGAGACCCAGCAGCAGCUGGAGAAGCUGGUCCGGGCCGAGCUAGUUAUCAAAGUGGCAUACAAAGGAUCCAACAGCUACCGCAACGCUGCCAAGUGGUACAAGAACAAGCAGAGGAAGAAAGCGGCCCCCGCAAGCCCCGAGGAUGGCGCUCCGGGCUCGGUGACCCCGGCGGCGGGCUCCCGGAGCGUCGUUCAGGCGGUCAGCGAGCUCCUGCAGCGGAACCAGAGACGCCACCCGCCGCAGCCGCAACACCACGGCUGCCAGCAGCAACCCGCCAGAUACUCCAGCCCCAGUGGGCAGAAUUCCACUCCAGGGCCUGGGGAGCAAGCGGAGGAGGAGGAAGGGGCGAUAGAUGAGGGUUGGCGAGGGGUCAGCCUCCGAGAUAUUGAGAAGCACCUCGCUGCCGGAACCCUGCAGGCUCCCGGAACCCGGAGGUUGGCCCGUGCCAGGCUGCAGUUGGCACUGAAGCGGGAACUCAGCCGGGGUCGGCUCCUGCAGACGGCGUCCGGGCACUACCUGCUGCCCCCACCACCCCCUGGGCCGGGGCCGGGGCCGGGGCCGGUUGCUGGGCGGAGGAGGAAGAAGGAGAGGCUGGAGCUUGAAGGGGCACCGCUGCCGCCAGAAGCAGGCGCUGCACUUGGCCACAAGGGAUGCGCAAGGACUCGGAAAGAGAAAACGAUUGAAGCGAAUGCUUUGCUAAUUAACCCUCCGGCAGCUGCAGCCUCUCUUGACAGCGAGUGUAUGGAAGCAGAACUGAAGGAAAUUGAAGAAUGGAACAGUCCUGCAGAUUUGGAGCAAGAUGCCUGUGAGACUAAGUCCCUGGAACCCACGUCCAAACAGAACAACUGCAAGAAUAAUAAGGCUCCUGACUGCACACAUCCGAUCGAAUCGUCGGUAUUCUUGAAUUGUGACACAUACAAGAAGUCUCGUGGCAUGAAUGGUCAUACCCAAGAUGUGUCAGGACACUCCACAGAUCAAUGGCCGUAUGGAGAAUGUGUGGCUAGCUCCAGGAAAGAAACUGGACAAAGGAUGUUACUCAUUCGGCUUGCCUCUCCUGAUCCUGCCCUGAAACAUGACACAGCCAAGGAGGAAGCUAUUCCCGAGCAGGGAGCAACAGUUCCUGAAUUACGAGGAGCUUCCUGCCUUCCAACCCCGUCAGCGUCCCCUGUCGAGAUGGAGACUAUCGAAAGUGGCUCAACAAAAAGUCCAACAGAAAACAGCAAGCUGCUUGACCCAGCGGAGUGGACGAUUUUAGACGUUUUCAAUUAUUUCAAGAAAGCUGGCUUUGAGGACCAGGCUGUAGCUUUCCAGGAACAGGAGAUAGACGGCAAAUCCUUACUCCUUAUGAAGAGAAGUGACGUUCUGACUGGCCUCUCCAUCAAGCUGGGCCCAGCACUCAAGAUUUAUGAGUACCACGUGAAAGCAUUACAGUUAUGCCAUUUGAAAAGCAGCUCCUUGUAGUGCUACAGCUCAUUCCCCAUAUCUCUUGAAUUCCUGAAAGACCAAAACAUCUAUCCGUCCAGGCUUAAGUGAUGGACCAUCAACA